UGACAACUUGACAGUACGAAACGUCACUAAUAAACAUUUUCAAGUCUUUAAUCGAAAAGAUGUGGUAAAUUAGUGCAAUAAGUAAUUAAAUAGAACGCGUAUUUCGUUUACUUUCGGUGAUUUUUGUUAAUGUGAUUUUAGUUGUUAGGUUAAGGUGCUAGCAUGAGCGGAAAACGGCUCAAUAUUUAGGUUUUACACGUCACAAGAAAAUGUAUCGUACGAAAAGCUCUACUAGCUUCGAAUUUAACUGAGUUUUUCAUAGAAUUUAAAAUGCAAUCGAACUCGAAAACUAAGGAGAUGUUUAUAUUAAGGGCCUUGGAAAAAAUUUUAAACGACAAGGAAAUAAAACGUUCGCACCAUUCACAGCUUAAAAGGGCUUGUGAAGUUGCUUUAGAACAAAUUAAAACGGAAACAAAUGAACCUAAUGGGGAAAACAAAAUAUCAGAUGCUUUGCCUUUGCCAAUAAGUGGCGAGGCAAAUGUGUUGACAACCGAAAAGUAUUUUUUGCCAUUCGAAUUGGCUUGCCAAAGCAAAUCAGCUAGAAUUGUGGUAACUGCUUUGGAUUGUUUACAAAAGUUAAUUGCAUAUGGACAUCUUACGGCAAAUGUACCAGAUUCGACGACCCCAGGAAAAUUACUGAUCGAUAGGAUUGUUGAAACAAUCUGUUCCUGUUUUACUGGACCCCAAACAGAUGAAGGUGUUCAACUGCAAAUUAUCAAGGCACUGCUCACAGUUGUUACGAGUCAGCAUGUGGAGGUGCACGAGGGCACUGUGCUUAUGGCAGUGCGCACCUGUUACAACAUUUUUCUCGCCAGUAAAAACCUCAUCAAUCAGACAACCGCCAGAGCCACCUUAACGCAAAUGCUUAACGUCAUUUUCGUGCGGAUGGAAAAUCAAGCUAUCGAGGCCGAAGUGUCCGCGGAAAUUAACGAUUCGAGAUUGUCAAAUGGUUCGGAUGUAAAAUCUGUGAAAUCCCUGAAAGUCGACGUGGACGUGAAAAAAGAUUUGGAAGGUUCUGAAAUUGUUGCUAAAGAUGUUUUAGAAGGGAUUUUGGAUAAUGUUAUGUUGGAAGUUGAAAGUAAAAACGACUCUGGACAAAGUGAUGUCAAUGAAGGCAGUAUAACGUCGUCCAUCACAAGGAUUCCAUCGCAGGAAAGCCUGGAGACGCCAAGCGAAAUCGAUUCGGCGGUUACAGCAAAAUUCACACACAUUUUACAGAAGGACGCGUUUCUGGUGUUCCGCGCCCUCUGCAAGUUAUCCAUGAAACCACUGCCCGAGGGAACCCCCGACCCGAAAUCGCACGAACUACGCUCGAAAAUAUUAUCCUUGCAACUUUUACUGUCCAUCCUGCAAAACGCCGGGCCCGUUUUCAGGUCGAACGAAAUGUUUAUAACCGCGAUAAAACAGUAUUUGUGCGUGGCACUGUCCAAAAAUGGAGUCAGCUCGAUACCGAAGAUCUUCGAGUUGUCCUUGGCUAUUUUCCUCGCGCUCCUGUCGAACUUCAAGCUGCAUUUGAAGAUGCAGAUCGAGGUUUUCUUCAAGGAGAUAUUCUUGAAUAUCCUGGAGACGUCCAAUUCUUCUUUCGAACACAAAUGGAUGGUUAUACAGGCGUUGACGAGGAUUUGCAGCGAUGCCCAGAGCGUUGUGGAUAUUUACGUGAAUUAUGACUGUGAUUUGGCUGCUGCGAACUUAUUUGAACGAUUGGUGAAUGAUUUAUUUAAGGUUGCCCAAGGUAGGCACGCUUUGGAACUGGGUGCAUCGCCUAACCAGGAAAAAGCAAUGAAAAUUCGAGGUUUGGAAUGUCUCGUGUCGAUCCUAAAGUGCAUGGUGGAGUGGAGCAAGGAUCUCUACGUGAACCCUAACCUACAAUCCACUGUUGGCGAACAAGAACCCAAGGAAACGAACGAUACGGGUUCCUUAAAAUCGCACGGAGGUUCUUCUAACAGUCUUCAUUCCGCCGAGAGUAUAAAUAAGGAGGUUUUCGAUUCGCCCGAGCAGCUUGAGGUGCUUAAACAACAAAAAGAGGUUUGGGAGACUGGUAUAGACAUGUUCAACAGAAAAUCUAAAAAAGGUAUCGCUUACCUUCAAGAGCACGGUCUUCUGGGAACCACACACGAAGAAAUCGCAAAAUUUCUUCACGAUGAAGAUCGACUAGAUAAAACCAACAUUGGAGAUUUCCUAGGGGAAAAUGAUGAUCUCUGCAAGGAAGUUAUGUACACUUACAUCGACCAGAUGAACUUUGUGCAAAUGGACUUUGUGGCUGCUUUAAGGCACUUCUUGGAUGGGUUCAGAUUGCCUGGAGAAGCGCAGAAAAUUGACCGGUUGAUGGAAAAGUUUGCAAGUAGAUAUUGCGAAUGCAACCCAAACAACGGAUUAUUCGCCAGCGCAGACACCGCUUACGUUUUAGGCUUUUCUAUUAUUAUGUUAACAACGGAUUUGCACUCCCCGCAAGUAAAAAAUAAAAUGACAAAAGAGCAAUACAUCAAACUAAACCGCGGCAACACCGAAAGCAAAGACGUACCGGAGGAAUAUCUAUCGCAAAUCUACGACGAAAUAGCGGGCCACGAGAUCAAAAUGAAGAACGUCGUCAACAAACCGGGAAAGCAGCAGAUAAACAGCGAAAAGCGCAGGAAGAUUUUGUUCAACAUGGAAAUGGAGGCGAUUUCCAGCGCGGCCAAGAACCUCAUGGAGUCCGUGUCGCACGUGCAAGCCCCGUUCACACUCGCCAAACAUUUGGAGCACGUCAGGCCGAUGUUCAAAAUGGCGUGGACGUCCUUCUUGGCGGCUUUUAGCGUGGGUCUGCAGGAUUGCGGCGACGACACCGAAGUGGCUACGUUGUGUUUGAACGGCAUCCGUUGCGCCAUUAGGACUGCCUGCAUAUUCCACAUGUCGCUAGAGAGAGAUGCUUAUGUCCAGGCUUUAGCAAGAUUCACCCUACUGACAGCUAAUUCCCCUAUAAUGGACAUGAAAGCGAAAAACAUCGAUACCAUUAAAACUUUGAUUAUGGUCGCCCAUACUGACGGUAACUAUUUGGGAAAGAGUUGGUUGGAUAUACUGAAGUGCAUAUCUCAGCUGGAGUUGGCGCAGUUCAUCGGUACCGGCGUCAGACCGGAGUUUUUGUCCGGGCCAGGUCACAAACCCCCGGAUCCAAGUUCCAAGGAGCACAUAGGCCAGACCUCGUCUCAAAGUGUGGUAGUGGCGGUGGACAGAAUUUUCACCGGUUCAACGAGACUCGACGGUGAUGCCAUAGUGGACUUCGUUAGAGCGCUAUGCCAAGUUUCUUUGGACGAGUUGGCUCACCCCGGACAUCCGAGAAUGUUCUCCCUCCAGAAAAUCGUCGAGAUUUCCUACUACAACAUGGGCAGAAUUCGUCUGCAAUGGUCGAGAAUUUGGCAGGUGCUCGGCGAACAUUUCAACGCAGUCGGCAGCAACCCCAACGAAGACAUUUGCUUCUUCGCCGUCGACAGUCUCCGGCAACUAUCGAUGAAGUUCAUCGAGAAAGGCGAGUUUUCGAACUUCAGAUUCCAAAAAGAUUUCCUCCGUCCGUUCGAGCAUAUCAUGAAGAAGAGCGUGUCGCCCACCAUAAGGGACAUGGUGGUGAGGUGCGUGGCCCAGAUGGUCAACUCGCAAGCCAACAACAUCAAGUCGGGUUGGAAGAACAUUUUCUCGGUGUUCCACCUGGCCGCGUCGGAUCGAGAGGAGGCCAUAGUGGAACUGGCCUUCCAAACGACGGGAAAGAUCAUCACGGAUCUCUACGCGAAGCAGUUCGCCGCGAUGAUAGACUCCUUCCAGGACGCCGUCAAGUGCCUGUCGGAGUUCGCGUGCAACGCCCGCUUCCCCGACACCAGCAUGGAGGCGAUCCGAUUGGUGCGCUCGUGCGCGCACAGCGUCAGCCAAUCGCCGCAGCUGUUCGCGGACCACGCGGGCAUGGAGAACGACGUGGCGGUGGCCGAGGCGGAUCGAGUCUGGGUGCGCGGCUGGUUCCCGCUUCUGUUCUCGCUCUCGUGCGUCGUGAACCGAUGCAAGCUCGACGUGAGGACUCGCGCCCUCACCGUCCUCUUCGAGAUAAUCAAAACUUACGGGGACUCGUUCCAUCCGAACUGGUGGAAGGAUCUUUUCAAGGUGCUGUUCAGGAUUUUCGAUAACAUGAAGUUGCCCGAGAAGCAAACGGAGAAAGCCGAGUGGAUGACCACUACCUGCAACCACGCCCUCUACGCCAUCGUGGAUGUUUUCACGCAGUACUUUGACGUUUUGGGGCCGUUGUUGCUAGAGGAGUUUUAUUCAAGGCUUCACUGGUGUGUACAACAAGAUAACGAGCAAUUAGCAAGAUCUGGAACUAAUUGUUUGGAAAAUUUGGUCAACUCAAACGGUCAAAAGUUCGACGAGGAAACAUGGGAAAAAACCUGCCAAUGCAUGUUGGAUAUUUUCGAUUCAACGAUACCAAACGCUUUGUUAACAUGGAAACCCGACUCCAUGAAAACUGUGGCCAUAAUCGAGCAAAAUGGGGAUGUGAACCCCAACAAAGGUAUUUUAAAACGUCCAAGCAUCCAAGACAACUCAAAUCCGGAUUCAUGUCUCUUCAACGGCUUGACAAUCAAGUGUGCCGUUCAAUUGGAACUCAUACAAACCAUAGACAACAUUGUUUUUUAUCCGGCAACGUCGCGGAAAGAAGACGCCGAAACUUUGGCGCUGGCUGCGGCCGAUAUGGCCGGUAAUGGCGGACUAGCCGAGUGUCAACGCGAAGAACAAGGGAUGUACCGGUUACUGACGUCACCCCAUCUUAUGCAGCUCGCAGAGUGUUUACUGCAAUCGCAUCGAUUUGCAAAGGCGUUCAACCUAAACCACGACCAAAGAAAUCUACUUUGGAAAGCGGGGUACAAAGGAUCAAUAAAACCGAACCUGCUAAAGCAAGAAACGCAAAGUUUGGCCUGUUUGUUGAGGAUUUUAUUUAAAAUGUACGGCGACGAAAGCCGCGAACAACACUGGCCAUCCAUCGAAACUAAACUAAUAGCCGUGUGCCAAGAAGCGUUGGAUUAUUUCUUGAAGCUGCAAAGCGAGUCCCACAGGGAAGCCUGGACUUCUUUGUUGCUGUUGGUCUUGACUAGGUUGCUGAAAAUGACUGAUAAAAGGCUCUCUAGAGAGGUAGAAACUCGACCCUGUCGAAUGGUGCAGUCAUUUAUGUCUCUAGAAAUUAUUAAAAAAGGGUUCAGUCCAAUGGUGCAGCAACUUCGGAUUCCUAUUCUCUUCAGAGACAUAGAAACUCAAGCUUUUCGAAUUUUACUGGCAAUGAUUUUCGCUAAUGUCAGCGCAAGGCAAUAUCGCAACGGUUUCGACUUCUCUUUACUCUACCAAGUUAUAGAAACUGGAGUCUCUCUAAUACUAUUCUAG
Brassicogethes aeneus is the source of this 5388-nucleotide messenger RNA. The record is from the annotation of a GenBank genome assembly. Lineage: Eukaryota; Metazoa; Arthropoda; Insecta; Coleoptera; Nitidulidae.